Neurospora tetrasperma FGSC 2508 is the source of this 933-nucleotide messenger RNA. RefSeq lists its product as uncharacterized. NCBI's taxonomy places the organism in Eukaryota, Fungi, Ascomycota, Sordariomycetes, Sordariales, Sordariaceae. Bases 1 to 933 code for a protein of 310 amino acids. The record is from RefSeq and is a predicted model, not a curated record. Gene Ontology annotation, biological process: proteasome-mediated ubiquitin-dependent protein catabolic process; transcription-coupled nucleotide-excision repair; protein polyubiquitination. Gene Ontology annotation, cellular component: nucleotide-excision repair complex; Cul4A-RING E3 ubiquitin ligase complex. The transcript has 6 exons. Gene Ontology annotation, molecular function: protein binding.
AUGGCGGAGAGCGGACGGCAACCUCGCUUGCUGGCUGGGGUACGGGUCGGCGGGCUCGGGCGGGUCACCAACCCGGAAUCCACUCUUCAACCGGCGUUCCUCUGGGCUCAUCAAGCCGGACCACACUGGUCUACAAAUACGGCACGCUUGGUUGGCACGUUUGAGCUGGGUGCAAAGGUUUCUUCACACGCCACCUCACCCAUCGCCUUUCAUCUGCUUGUUGCUUGCGGAACACAGCGUUUGGGCGCCCGGCUCGUCGACCUGCCUUCUUCGGCUGCCGUCCAGUCUCUUGUCUCUCAUGGCCAGAUAAAUGGCUCUGCUGCUGCGAACCUGGCUGUGACCUGGUCACUUGUUCAUGACCAUAUUGUGGCCAGCGGAUCAGCCGAUGGUGUCGCGCGUCUCUGGAAUAUCAGGCGGCACACGAAGGUGCACAACGGGCCAGUAAACGGUUUGACCUGGACAGAUGACGGUGCGUACAUUGUGUCUGCAGGUCACAAUCGCCAAUUUUCUCUGGCCACAACCAUCCGAAAUGAUUACAAUGGACAUAUGACAAUGUUUGUCUCGCCUUCACGACUUACUCCACGAAAGAAGGAGUUUUUGUUCUAUCCGAAUAAGAAUGGGAUGCUGGUUACAGGUUUACAUGAGGGUACCCUUAUUAUCAGGCUACGCGGCAUGGGUCCUGCUGUGGCAGCUACUCGUCAGAGGGGAGAACGAACGACCAGAAACUUUCUCUCCAGCACCAAUGUCGCUGAUGGCAUCUGCAGUGGACAUUCCGACGGACAUAUCCGUGCCUGGACACCCCAGCUAGAGGCCCUUGACAAGGAAGAUGAAAGCACCAGUAUCGAAGAGGCCACUGGAGCUCGAGUGAAGAAGCGCAAAGUGCUGGAUGAUGUUUUCCGAACCUUGAUGGGUAGGCAGGUCUCGUUUUCCUGA